Cajanus cajan (pigeon pea) is the source of this 696-nucleotide messenger RNA. RefSeq lists its product as uncharacterized. Lineage: Eukaryota; Viridiplantae; Streptophyta; Magnoliopsida; Fabales; Fabaceae. The record is from RefSeq and is a predicted model, not a curated record.
AAACUAGAAAGUUGUACCUUGAAUCAUAGAGGGUUACACCAAGGAUUUCUGUUUGUUUCCCGGGAAAGUGACAGAAAAUGGCUACCAUCACUGAGGAACCAAUGCUUUCUAGGAUUGACCGUUUGGAUAAUAUGUUGAGGCAAUUGGAGGAAAUUAGAGGGUACAAUCGAUCUCCAAAGAGCUCGUGUGCAUCCACUCCCACAAGUGGAAGUGAUGGACACGUGUCAUCCAUUGAUUUCUCCCCAAAGAGCUUAGAGAAGCACUGCCGUCCGAUUGAAAACGUGAUGAUGGAGACCGAAGUCAAAGGAACGAUGAUAGAGAGACUCAAUAAAGUGGAGGAUCAGAUGCUAAAGGUUUGUUUGCAGGUGGAGGAAGAGUGGGAAGCAAAGAGGACGAAAGUAGAAGAGAAGAGAAUUAAUAGCCCAAAGAAGGGUUUGAAACAGUUUGUGAAGCAAUGUGUGAAAGCUAAGGGAAAACACAAUUAUAAAGAAGCAUGAAUGAAUUAUAACAACAAUUGUAUAACAGCUCCAACUGUGACAAUGUUGUUUUCUAUUUCAAUAUGUACAUUUAUUGUUCGUUUUGGGGAAUGCUCAAGUGUGUGAAGGUGUUUUUCUUCUUUCUAGUUCUGGUUUCCAUUUUUGAUUCUUUAUAUCUAGGUUAUAAUAAUAUUGUAUGAUAGUAGUAUUAAUUUCAUCU